This is a messenger RNA of Suncus etruscus (white-toothed pygmy shrew), 606 nucleotides long. RefSeq names its product DnaJ heat shock protein family (Hsp40) member C24 (gene DNAJC24). Gene Ontology annotation, molecular function: ferrous iron binding; ATPase activator activity. Gene Ontology annotation, biological process: positive regulation of ATP-dependent activity. The transcript has 5 exons. The record is from RefSeq and is a predicted model, not a curated record. NCBI's taxonomy places the organism in Eukaryota, Metazoa, Chordata, Mammalia, Eulipotyphla, Soricidae. The coding region runs from base 126 to 569 and encodes 147 amino acids.
CUGGUUCAGCGGCUGACAGCUUGGGGGGAAGGUUAGCAAGUUUGAUGCACACAAAGUGUAAUGAACUGUCACCAGCAUUUCCAUUCAGCUGAUCUAAGGAAGAAGGUUCCCAUUUGGUUCAAUGGAUGAUGGCAUUUGGACAGAUGCCCAAAAAGGACUGGUACAGCGUUCUGGGGGCAGACCCAUCAGCAAGUGUGUCAGACCUAAAACAAAAGUACCAAAAGCUCAUAUUGAUGUAUCAUCCAGAUAAACAAAGUGCAGAUGUGCCAGCAGGAACAGUAGAGGAACGAAUACAGAAGUUCAUCGAAAUUGAUCAGGCAUGGAAAAUUCUAGGAAAUGAAGAGACAAAAAAAGAGUAUGAUCUGCAGCGGCAUGAAGAUGAUUUAGAAAACAUGGGACCUGUAGAUGCUCAAGUAUAUCUUGAAGAAAUGUCUUGGAAUGAAGAUGAUCUCUCUUUCUCUCUGAGUUGCCGAUGUGGUGGAACAUACAUUAUUUCCAAGGAUGAAGCAGAAGUUGUUUCCCUGAUUUCUUGUGAUACAUGUUCACUUAUUAUAGAAUUACUUCAUUAGAGCUGAAAAUAUUCACGAAAUGGAAAUCCUUAAAAAU